UUUUUCAUAACUGAACUGCGUUGUGUGGUAAAGUCAGCGCCACUCACGGGGUUUGACAGCUAGUAUAUUCUGGUUUACUAGUGUACUUGUAAAAUUGACAUUGUAUACGUAACAUUUUGUUAGAUUUAUUCAACUAAACGCUGUUUUGUAAAGUGUUUUAUCGGAUAAUGGUUUUUGUUCGCCUGUGUGUUCGGUAAAGCGUCGAGCUUUAAGAGCAUCUAACGUUAAUGGCAGACACACGCCCACCUGACCUGACAAAACUGGAAGCAUGUAGCACAGAUCAUUCAGAAGACUUUUAAAGACACCUGUCUGUGUUUCAUCUUUAUAAAAUGUCAAGUUUCCUCAAGCAGCAUAUGUCCUCUAUGGUGAAAGAAAUAAUUCCACUUGGUAUACCACGACACAACAGUUUAGAUGCCACGUCUCGUCCUGUGUCAAGUAGUCCAUGUCUUGAGUCUUCUGAGAAGACUCCAAAACUCUUGAGUUCAGUGCCUAAAUGCAUCCCACCCACCAAAAACCCUGAGCUGGAGCAGAGGGACAAAUCCACUUCAGCCGCACUCAAAGCCUCCAACAAGAGAACAGAACUGCAUAGUUUUCAGAAUUGCAAAGUUGUUAUGAAAAAACUACAGCCAAACCAUGGCAACCUUUACCUCAGUAAAAAUGGCUCUCUUAAUCCUACGGUUAAAAAGGACAAUCUGCGAAGGAACAGUUCUUACAACAGAGACAGAGAAAUUUCUUUUGCUCUCAGUAAGGAGCUGAAUGAAAACUUGAGGGUUGGAGGAGGUUUGUUUCAGUCAGCUGUGAAGGAUCGGAGAUAUACACUUCCUCAGUCAUCUAACUGCAGGCGUAAUCCUGAGAGCCAUAAUUCCUACUCAUUCCAGCAUAGACCCAAAACCUCAGUUAACACUUUGGAGCGAAUCAUCCACCAUCCUGAUCAGAAAAAAGAUAUACUGGAGAAGAGAGACCACAAAACCUCCCACUGUAGCAACAUGUCCUUACAGAAGGAAUUAAGCAGCUCUCACCAAAAGACUAGUCCAGAGGGCAGGCUGUCCUUAUCUGCAAAGAGAAAAAGGGACAGUAGUACAGACAGUGAGAAGGAAAUGAAACGGACUUGUGUUGAUUUCCAACCCACCCCCAGCUCUUCCAUUAUAAACUCUCCUUUAAAGUACAUCAAACGUGCUUUUGUAAAUUCCAGCAAUGAGUCUGUGAUAACUAUAAAAGAUAAACAGUCCCCUACAAAGGUUCCUUCGUCAUCAAACACCAACAACAAACCGACACCUUCAUCUUCCCUCCCCAGGCAGCUGUUUAAACCAUGUAAGGACUCAAACACGGGGAGCGACAAACCUCACUCAUUUCAACUUACUAAAUCACCCACAUCUGCAGAGCCUAAAGAUGCUAUGGUGGCACGUGCCAACAAAAAUCCCAAAGCUCCACCCAGCCAGCCGCAUUUGCGCAAAGUCUCUCCAAAGUCAAGCACGACGUUCGAUAAUAUCGACACCCUCUUUACUCCAGACUACUGCUUAUCAUUGCCCAAAACUCAUAACAAAAAAACAAAUGGUGAGAGAGAAGCUUGUAUAGUCUCCGCACACACAACCUCCUCAUCCAGCCAUAAGGAGAGUGUUAACAUUCGCUCAUCCCCCCAUCAGACUGAUCUAAGAUCACCCAGCUUUGCGGAGCAAGCCAGUUCAUGUAAGAUGGAACUGGAUGAAAGAACACCAUUGAAAGUGGAGCAGUCACGCAGCCCCAAGGCUAUCAUGCCUGGCCCAGCUGCGUCGGUGAAAGUAGAAGGAUCAAGAGAACCGAAGUGCUGCCCCCAGUGGAAAGAUCCCUUAGAUAUUGAGCUGGGAGACGACUCAGGUGAUGAGCUGAGAGAAGGCUGCGCUAUCAGCCUGAGCAGCAGUAGCAGUAGUCAUGAAGAUGAGCAGCUGCCAUCCCUAAGGGACAUCCUGGAUUGGAGUGUCCGUGUGCCGGUAACUCCUGAAAAAGAUGCUUUCUCAGAGCCCAACACACCAGUCCCAAAAGCAGCACCCGAGGCAGUGAAAACCAAAGCCGUUAGUUAUAGAAAUACACUGGAGCAGAUGCUGCAAGAGAAGGAACAAUAUCAGAGGUCAAAAGAGUUGGAGAGACAGUUACUUGAGUCAUGUGAAGAGGAUCUGCUAAAUUUAGAUGAGGAUGAGAACAGGGAAAGUAAAGAGGAAGACAUCUCACUUGAGCAAAGGGAAUUUUUGCAAAGGUUCUUGGUCGCUUCAUGUGCCAUCAGGGACAUCCACCCAGGAGAGGAAGUAUUCAUACCUGCUAAGUUUGGUCGACUCUUCAACCACCAGACGCUGGACCUGAGGAAGAUUAGCGUGACUCCGCACAACAGAUCACAACAAAUCCUCCUUCAGGCCCGUACUGAACAUGUGUUGUCCCUGAUCAGUGCUGGCUUGUUGAGGAAAGCCUAUUUUUCUUUCCCUUGUCAGCCUGAGGUUACAUGCUGGCUUUUCCAGUUGAUGUCCGUUCACCCAAACCCCAUCGUUUCCUCACUGCUCAUGCAGUCCCUGCAAACCAUCGCUCUGUCUGCUGCUCAACACAUUGUUGAACACCAGAGCCGACGUUUUAAAGUGUGGGAACCCUCUAUACGGGACAUCACUCUGGUUUUCCUGAACAUGGGGGCGUCGUUCAUCAGUCUCUUCCCCCUGGAGGCCCUGCAACCCCCUUUUACUGAGGGUGACCUUUUAGAGGCCUUUCAGCCGGAAGAAACCAGCCAAGACAGAGUGAUAUCUGACAUGAAAGACAGUGGCACUUUACCAACGCAUAAUUUAGAGAGUGUUCUCAAGUACCUCUCUCUGUGUACUGCGCUGUGUCCGAGAGCGUACACUGACGAGGAGCUGCUGUUGCUUCUGGCGUUAGUGUGUAGAAUUGGACUGGAGACUCAUUUUCAGCUGCUACCAACUGGAAACUUCAGCCUCCUGCUCCAGAAUCUGCUCAGAAACAUCACAAACUGGGAUGUGCAGAUAUCUAAAACUUGCCAGAUCCUGACUGAUUUGUCAGAAGAUCAUCACAACCUCAGGAGACUCGUUUAUCUUCUGCCAGAUAGCAGUCGUGGAAAGCAAUUAAAACGACACCUAAGUGUAUCUAUCAUCUCAAAGCUUUUGAAUCACACCUGCACUUACAAACCUUCAGGCACAGAGUUUAAGCUAUCUGAGCUGAAACCUUUCCUACCUCAAAUGCGCCCCUCGUCCCUGCUGAAAGGCCUCAGGUCUGCAAGGAGAGAAGAGGAUUGUGAUGCUACUCUAGACCAACAAGCAUAUUACCUCUGCUACAGCCUUUUGACUUUGACAAAUGAAGCCUCCAAUUUUGAGUUUUUACCUUCAAACCAAAGAAAUGAUCUGCGGAGUCUUUCUUCUCAGCUGGAGAAGCACAUUAAGUGUGACAUAAGGGAGAGCGAGAAAAUGCUGUACAGAAGCAAGGUGAAAGACUUUGUGGCAAGAAUAUACACCAAGUGGCAGGUGCUUCUCACACGAACAAGGCCUCAAGAGGGAAAGCUGUAUGAUUACUGGAAGCCCCCACCAGAGGAUGAGUUGCCCAGCAGUCCACAGGACCAGUCCCGCAUCAAAGCACAAGACACCUCAGAGAGUGCAGAAGAAACUCUGACCGCGGAGUGGAGCAGUGCAGAGUCAGACGAAGAAGCUGAGAGCAAAGAGGAAGAGGAGGGCUGUGAGGAGAAGAUGGAACGAAGCAAUGAAAUUUGUGUGGAGGACAUCAGUGAUGUAGAGGAGAAAAGUGACGAGCCAAAGCAACAGCUGAUGGAGAUACGUGAUGAUGCAAAGUUGGAAGAUAUAUCUGACGAAGAGCUGUUUGAAAGUCACGAAGACUUAGAGAAUGAGGACGAUGAUGACGACGAUCUCAUGAAGAGAGAGGAGGAGCUUCUUAAAGAUGAAGAGCCUCAUGAAGAAGACAAAACGCACAUACCUGUAGAAGAAAACACUGAUGCAUUAGAGGAGCUUGAGGACUUGUUAGAGAAAGAUAAGGAGCUGUUAGAGAUGAAAGAGGAAGGGAUUUGAGAGGGGAUGUAUUUGGAUUCGGAGGAGUCUGAGAAAGAAGAGUUGAAACUUUCUCAGGUCAUUUUGAGAGAACUUUACACCACACCUUUGUUGCUAUCCAUUCAUAUGCACAUUAUGUAAGGAUUUUUGCAUUUAUUAAUAGUUAUAAAGUGACACACACGAGAUGCAUGUAGAUGUUUAUAUCUUUAUAAUAUAUGUUCUGCAUUUACAGUUGUUUUUACAAGGUUCCUCCCUUUUAAGAUAUAAGAUCUAUUAUUAAAUGUUUAGCCUCUGUUUCUCUGAAAACAAGACCUUAAACAUAUUUUUAUGUACAUAUAUUUAAUUUGUUAAAACUUAACAUCUAUUUGGUAAAUGCACACUGAUAGUUUCAGGAUCUACUCUUUAUGCUGCUGUUAAAUCUAUUCCAUUUAUUUUUUUAUAGUUAGCCAAAAACCUAGGCUAUCUUUAUUCAGACAAUGACUAUAGCAGCAAUAACAAGGGCUUAAAUCACUGUCGACUUUUUCUCUAGGUUUCAUGGAUGUUUAAGCAUCCCAAUAGGUUUGAGUACCUAGUGGAUAUAGUGUAUUUUUUAUUAUUAUUUUGUUAA
Messenger RNA from Megalobrama amblycephala (Wuchang bream), 4629 nucleotides. RefSeq names its product SMC5-SMC6 complex localization factor 2 (gene slf2). The record is from RefSeq and is a predicted model, not a curated record. Lineage: Eukaryota; Metazoa; Chordata; Actinopteri; Cypriniformes; Xenocyprididae. The transcript is spliced from 22 exons. The coding region runs from base 330 to 4043 and encodes 1237 amino acids.